Ilyonectria robusta is the source of this 1566-nucleotide messenger RNA. Its product is annotated as alkaline-phosphatase-like protein. Gene Ontology annotation, molecular function: iduronate-2-sulfatase activity. NCBI's taxonomy places the organism in Eukaryota, Fungi, Ascomycota, Sordariomycetes, Hypocreales, Nectriaceae. The transcript has a single exon. The record is from RefSeq and is a predicted model, not a curated record. The coding region runs from base 1 to 1566 and encodes 521 amino acids.
AUGCCUUCCCACCAGCUCCCGGCAAAACCCUUGCCUCUGAAGGUCGACUCCAAGAAUGGAGGCGACAGGCCAAACUACAUUAUUUUCAUGCCAGAUCAGCUCCGGUAUGACUCUCUAGGGUGCACCGCUGGCCCCGACUCCGGUAUUCGGACACCCAAUAUUGAUGCCUUUGCCGCUCGUGGAAGCCUCUUCACCAACUGUUUCACGCAGGCUUCGGUUUGCUCGCAGUCGCGAUGCAGCAUGUUCACAGGGACAUAUCCGCACGUCAGCGGCCACCGCAGCCUCGAAAACCUCAUCAAGCCAUGGGAACCCAACAUCUUCCGCAGUCUCAAAGAGUCUGGCUACCACGUUGCGUGUCUCGCGCCGCGUGGCGAUACCUUCGCGCCAACAGUAACCGAACUGAGCGUGACGGAAUAUGGGUUCCUUGAGACGCCAGAGUAUGUUCCCAACUUUGGGCGCGGUGGUACAGAGAAGGAAAAGGAUGAGAGCAUUUGGGGCCGGUUGUUCUAUCGGGGACUGCGAGAUGCCGACAAGGCCUCUGAUUAUGAUGAGGCCGUGGUUAGAUCAGCGCUGACUUGGCUGGACUGUCCUCCAACAGACAAACCUUGGGUGCUCUUCAUGCCCUUGAUCUUCCCCCACUGUCCAUUCCAAGUGGAAGAGCCCUACUUUUCCAUGUAUGAUCGCGCCAAGAUGUCUGGAAUCGAGGCUCUGCCGGAAAAGAGAACUGGCUACGAACCGCGGUACAUGAAGUCAAUCCGCGAGCGCUAUGGGACCAGCCGAGCUACCGAUGAAGUAUGGAAAGAGAUCAAAGCCACCUACUUCGGCAUGAUUUCGAGACUCGACGACCAAUUUGGACGCGUCAUGAAGCGCGUGGAUGAACUCGGGCUCUGGAAAGACACCGUUACUAUGUUUUAUACAGACCACGGCGAGUACCUGGGAGACCAUGGCUUAAUUGAGAAGUGGCCAUCGGGAUUGUCAGAGACCCUCGUUCACGAGCCACUCAUCAUCGGUGGUGCCGGGCUGCCCGAGGGAAAGAAGAUCCACGCAAUGACAGAAAUGGUGGAUUUAGUCCCAACGAUGCUAGAAAUUUCUGGUGUCGGAGAGAAAUUUGCCCACAACGGACUUUCCUGGAUCCCUCUGCUAUGUGGUGAUGCCACAGAGCACAAGAGAUAUGCAUUCUCCGAAGGCGGUUUCCUCACCUCGGAGGAGCCUCUGUUGGAGCAGGCUCCUUAUCCAUACGACCUUAAAGCUGCUCUACAACAUGAGGAUACAGCUCUGGUGGGGAAGGCGAUAUCAUUGCGCGACGAGACAUGGACAUACGUGUACCGGCUGUAUGAACCGGCUGAGUUGUAUCAUCGCCAAAACGAUCCAUGCGAGCUGCACAAUCUUGCAGAAGACCCGUCGCAUAAGGAAAUUGCCGAUAAACUGGAGAAGGUUGUUCUGAAGUGGUUACUGGAAGGAGCAGAUACUAUGCCGUGGACGCCUGAUCCACGAUUCCCAGAGGUUAAGCUGAAGACUCCGAGAGAACAGAUGGAGGAAAGACUAAAGCACAUUCACGACACGUAA